Marchantia polymorpha subsp. ruderalis is the source of this 1134-nucleotide messenger RNA. NCBI's taxonomy places the organism in Eukaryota, Viridiplantae, Streptophyta, Marchantiopsida, Marchantiales, Marchantiaceae. The record is from the annotation of a GenBank genome assembly.
GGGAGGUCAAAGACAACUCAACACCGAGUCAUCGUGGUGAACCAUUGGGUUUGGCAAGAGUCUUGAGAAUUGGAAGACAUUGAUCGAUUGAAGAGCAAAAUUGUGGUCGGUUUUCAGCGGUACGAACUAUUGAAUUGUAAGGGAUUGAAGUCUUGAGGAGAGUAGUGAUCGGAGACCUUCGUUUCAUUGCCGUCUUCAGAGAUGUCGUACGGAAUUGCAGUCAGUAGGGAGGCAGGUCGGGCUUUGGUGGGAGCUUGUAUUGCAUUGCCUGCAGCUGCGCUCGCUGUUCGAUUUCUGACGGCGAAUCCCGCUAAACCCUACGAGGAAAACCCAAAUCAAGCUGAAAUCCUCGAGCCUCCUCACGUUCCACCUCCCAUUCCUGCUCACGUGACAGAGCAUCAUGCACGAUCCAGUUGAAGUUGUCGAACGGUCGCUGUGCUGAGAAUUGCUUUUGGCCGUCGUUUUGGAGGAUGGGAAGUCGUUUCUCGUACAACAAGAGGGCGGUGGAAGUGGAAAGGACCUGUCGGGCUGUUUGACGACUGCGAUAGUGUAAACGGAAGACUUCCUUCGAGAUCUAUAGCAUGCUGAGUCGGCGUCAAUGUGGCUUCAUAGUUGGGUACAUCCUUGUCUCAAGGACUUUACAUCUGUGCAAUGAGAAUAUGCGAUGCAGAUAUUGCAAGCCCAGGGUUCAGAUUACCUCCUUCUGACCUCUCACACGAAGUAACGUGACCAUCAGGGCGCAAAGGUUCAGAGGAUACAAGGGCAUCAUCAAUUCUAGGUCGGGUUCCGAUAUGAUUCCCAUUUUUGUGUCCAAAUUAGAACAGGAAUCUCCACACUAAGCCCUCAAAAGGUUCAUAUGUGGGUUGGAAAACCUUCAAAUUGUGACUGGGAAUGUGAAGCCGUGGCGAGGAUCAGAAAGAGUCUGUAUAUACUAAAUAGUAUUAAUUUGUCGGUGGUGAGAAUGAAUGGACAUCUAGAAUGAACAGGGAUAUUUUAAGCAGCGAUUUCUCAUGUUAUGGUCGCAUCUUAGACCUCAGUCAUCCAUGCUUCCAACCAUUGCUCUUCAUGUACAUGCAUACUAUGCUUUUUUGGUUAAAUGUCUUCUCUCCUAUUCUAGGCAUCUGAGAGUAUCCU